AUGUUGGGGCGAAGUCUGCGGUGCGUUGGCGUCCGCACGUUCAGCUCGAAUGCUGCAUCGUCGGCGGGUAUCAUUGAGUUGAUCAAGCAAGGACAAGCGGAUGUGGCACUGGACGCGCUCGAAGACGCAUCGAGUUCCCGUCCUGACGACUGGGAUAUCACAGACGCUUACGGAUCGACGGCACUCACAUUGGCGUCCCGAGGUGGCCAUCUCUCGUUAUGCCGCGCUAUCUUGCCGCAUGUGACUUCAUCCGUGUUGAAUCAAGCCAACAUGUUUGGAUCCACAGCUCUCAUGUGCGCUUCCGCUUCAGGGCAUGGAGAAGUAUGCAAGGUACUGCUGGCUGCUGGGGCUGACGUCAACAUCAAAACACGGUACGGGUCGACAGCGCUCAGCAAAGCGGCGGAAGCAGGACAUGCUUCUAUCGUAGAUCAGCUGCUGGCUCACGGAGCGGACGCCUCGCCAAACGUGAUGGGGAAAACACCGUGGGAUUUGGCGGCAGAGAAGGGCCACGCUAUUUUACCUCCAACUGACGUGUCGACGCCAUCCCAAUCUAACGCCGUGGACGACCAAGAGCUAGACACCACUCCGGCACGUGUGACGCGCAUUUUGAGUCCCAUGCACGUCGAGUGCGAGCUUCCGGAUGGAUUUACGGUGGUUGUUACCAAACCAGACAAUGUCAUGGUCCCCGUGCGCGGACAAAAACCGACGGGCGAAGCAACGCUGCCUGCAUCCUCGGCGCUCCUUUGA
Molecule: messenger RNA, 747 nt
Organism: Aphanomyces invadans
Lineage: Eukaryota; Oomycota; Saprolegniomycetes; Saprolegniales; Verrucalvaceae
Exons: 2
Coding region: 1-747 (248 amino acids)
Molecular function (GO): protein binding
Source: RefSeq, a predicted model, not a curated record